This is a messenger RNA of Trichosurus vulpecula (common brushtail), 6083 nucleotides long. RefSeq names its product potassium channel tetramerization domain containing 20 (gene KCTD20). Gene Ontology annotation, biological process: positive regulation of phosphorylation. Gene Ontology annotation, molecular function: protein binding. NCBI's taxonomy places the organism in Eukaryota, Metazoa, Chordata, Mammalia, Diprotodontia, Phalangeridae. The coding region runs from base 182 to 1441 and encodes 419 amino acids. The record is from RefSeq and is a predicted model, not a curated record. Gene Ontology annotation, cellular component: cytoplasm. The transcript has 8 exons.
AGGGGCGGGGAGUGUGGCCACUGCAGCAUAAACAGUGGGGACUGGGCGCCGCGCCGGGGCAGCCUCUGCCUCCCUUAAAGGGCGGGUUCCCGGUGUCCGCGAUGACUGAGCGGCCGCGAACACGGCAGUGACAAGAUUUUUUUCCUGGCCAAGUGGAAAACUCAAGUUAAAUAAUCCAAGGAUGAAUAUUCAUCGGGCCAGUGAAGGCGACAGGUCAAUACGCCAGGAAUCUAGCUACUUAGUGGAAAAUAUCCCAGGUUCAUCCCAAGAAAAAGAAGAAAACUGUCUGACAUCAUCCUCCUUGCAAAAUCCUAACCUUCCCGUGUGUCCCAGGAAUGAUGAUCUGUUACUCGAUUACACCUCUCAGCCAGCCAAUCAUCAGUUCUCCAAUGUCCCAUCCCUUCCUGAAGACAUCAAAGGCACUUGCUUUCAGGCUGGUAAUAAGAGGAACCACGAACCCUUUACUGCUCCAGAACGAUUUGGAAAUAGCAGUUUGGGCUUCAGCUGUAAUUCACAUCCCCAUGCUCCAGAGAAGGUGACUCUCCUUGUAGACGGCACUCGUUUUGUGGUCAAUCCACAGAUAUUCACUGCUCAUCCGGACACCAUGUUGGGAAGGAUGUUUGGUCCAGGAAGAGAGUAUAACUUUACCCGGCCCAAUGAGAAAGGAGAGUUUGAGAUUGCCGAAGGGAUCAGUGCCACUGUGUUUCGAACCGUGCUGGAUUAUUACAAAACUGGAAUCAUUAACUGUCCUGAUGGAAUUUCCAUCCCUGACCUUAGAGACACCUGUGAUUAUCUCUGCAUUAAUUUUGACUUCAACACCAUCAAGUGUCAAGAUCUGAGUGCUUUGCUGCAUGAGCUCUCCAAUGAUGGAGCUCACAAGCAGUUUGAUCACUACCUCGAGGAGCUGAUCUUGCCCAUCAUGGUGGGCAGUGCCAAGAAAGGGGAACGGGAGUGCCACAUCGUUGUGUUGACUGACGAGGACUCUGUAGACUGGGAUGAGGACCAUCCUCCACCCAUGGGAGAGGAAUAUUCUCAAAUUCUUUAUAGCUCCAAGCUCUACAGAUUCUUCAAAUACAUUGAGAAUCGGGAUGUUGCAAAAACCGUAUUGAAGGAACGGGGACUAAAAAAUAUCCGAAUUGGUAUCGAGGGCUAUCCCACUUGUAAGGAAAAAAUUAAGAGGAGACCAGGUGGCCGGUCAGAAGUCAUAUACAACUACGUACAACGUCCAUUUAUCCAGAUGUCUUGGGAAAAGGAGGAGGGAAAGAGCCGCCAUGUUGAUUUUCAGUGUGUCCGCAGCAAAUCCCUCACCAACCUAGUGGCAGCUGAGGAAGAUGUCUCUGAAGACCAGGAGACCCUGAUGCACCACCCUCCACAAGUGGACGAACUUGAUCGGCUGAAUGCUCCACUCUCCCAGAUGGCCCCUAAUGACUUCCCAGAUUAGGGCCAGCCAUUAAUCCGAGCACAUCUCUAAGGUCCUUUUCUUCCCUGGGAUGCACUCAAGGUUUGUCUCACCCUGAACAUGAGACAUAUUCUCUCCUUAACCCUUCCCCACAUCACCAGUAAUAUUAAGGUGUAUUCUUUGAAGCAAGCUGAUGCCCCUAAGAGGAAAUGAAUAAUCAGUACUGGCCACUGAAUCACCAGACAUUCUUUACUGACCCUGGGCACGUGGGAAGCUCCUCAGGAUUGGUGCUGUCCUGGAAUAACUUGAGAAAGCUGAAAAGGAAGUUUAAAAAAUCUCAUUUCCUCAUAUAGCAAAACACUUCCUGCCCUUCUUCCCAUUCUUUUCACCCCCUUUUCCUUGCCAGGUACACACCUGAUUGUUUUUUGGCAGCUUCCUCAGUUGCAAGGGGGCCAGACCACCAUCCCAUUCUGCUGCGUAGCUAUCCGUGGAAGACUGUUAGAAGAAUUCUAAAGAAUGCACCCAGGAUUCAGCUCAUCUAGGAGGAAUGAGGCCUUGUUUACAAAACAAUCGAGCUUUUCUGAAGAGAAUCCUUCAAGAGCUUAAAUUAAAUUGUCUUUUUUUAAAAAAUUAAACGAAAAACCCCCAUAGCACUAGUUUAUCUUUUGGUAGAGAGGGGUAAAUGGCGAACAAUAGGAUUUAUGCUCUUUUAACUUCUGGAUAUGGGGCCUGAAUUUGAUUGCGCUUAUGGAAUGCAGAUCAAGGCAAUGAAACCAUCCUGAUAGUUCGCUCAUUCCCCAGCCAGGCUAGAAAUCCAGGAAUACCCAGUAAAGCCAUUGUCUUUGCCCCCAGUUCAGGGCUAUGCUGGGAUGUGUCUGGAAUGAAUAGGGCCUUGGCUAGAGGCUCUCAAAACAUGGUCAGGAGUUUCUUCUGAGGCCUCAAUUAUUCAAAUGAAAGAAUUUUAAGAGGCCUUUGAAGUUUAGUACCAGGGAUUGAGAAGGCCAGGAUCUCAGGAAUCCAUAGAUAUAGCCCUGUCCUGGUGCUAGGUAAGGGAAGACAAUCAGGGACUUGGACUCUGGCUUGAAUUCUGCAACCCCAUUCAUGCUUUUUAGACGGCUCUCACUCCCGUACCAUCCAAAGGACCAUUCCAGCCUUCCCUUCUUAGAGAUGUGACUGAAAUGGUCUUAUUAUGCAGAUUCAAUCCCUUGGAACUUGGUGUGGGUGGGGGAAUCAUAGCAAAUUCAACCUGGGAAGCAGCCUCUCACCUGUUUACUCAGGGUAAUAGAAGAUGCCAGGUGAGAAGAAAGUAUUACUGUUUGUUGUGGGGAUUUUUCCUAUACAAGUGUCACCUUCAGUGGCUCAGGAUGGAGAAAAUUAGGUUGAUUUUUUUUUAUGUCAACUAGACUGACCUCAUGCUGACCCAGAGCCUAAACUAUUCCCCUAACUGCCACGCUUCUAGAUCAAAGUCCUCUGAUGUGCAACGAUGGAUCUUGGACUAUGGCUUUGACCCAGGAGAUAGAGUAGGACGCAAUGCCGUGAGUAGAGCUAGGUCCAGAUUAGUGCAAAUAAUGAAUCACCUGAAGUGAGUGUAGCAUUCAAAUUCACACUGCCUAUUUCCAUUGGGCUGGAACCAAUGACACCCUUUUACCUAAUUAUAACUUCUAGUAGUGUAAAUUUAAUCAGAUGUGGCCAUUCCAGGGGAUUUUUUAUUCACAUUCAUUGGAACCUGUUUGUGUCUCUUUGAAUGACUUUGUCACUGGGAACCAAAUUGGAUUCCAGAGCCAAAUACAAAUGGUUAGGAGUUAUCUUCAGUUGGGUAUUAGCUGUCCUACUCUUCUGGUGUUAAUUGCCUCAGUUCCCUUGAUGUAGUAUCAGCCACUAGUUGACUAUAGUUUUAGCCCUCCAUAGGCUCUUUCUAAAUUGUGUGUUACUUUGACAUUCUUACACCCGUCAGACUCCUUUAAGACACUACGGGACAAGGGACUUUCCUCUAAUUUGCAAUGGCAACUUAAUUACUUUGUAAUCCAAGCCAAGAAAAUAGUGGAAGACACAUUUUUAGCAGCUCUUGUCUCAGAGAAAAAGAAUAACUUCUGGAUCCAGUGAGUUCUUGAGUUAGAAGUAUGCUUACUACUUUUUGUGACGCGUUGUUGCUGGUGUCAAAAUCCAAAAUAUGUCAUCUUCUCGGGAGUUAAAAUGAUACUAAUUGACCCACCAUUGGAAGCAUAGACACUGAAUUGCUUUUCCCGUGGGGGUGAUUGAUUCUGAGCCAUUCACGCUCCCUUCUCUAUCUCCUUUUUUUUUAAAACUGAUGACACAUUUGUGAGUCAGGUGGCCAUUGUUGGGAGUACAGACUGUGUGAGGAACCAUGUUUCCUCUGUAUGGAGCUAAUUGGCACAUCCUCGAAUUAAAUCUACAACCUUGACCUCAUUGGCACUAAAUUCACAUGAUGACAUCCUCUGAAAUGGUGCUUCCUUUGUGUUUCUGAAUGGACAAACCCAUCAUUGCAAAGACCGUUCAGAUUCUACAACCUUUAUUUGUGUAUUAAUUAAUGAGGAUUUAUUUUCUUGUCGAAGUACAUGUUUAUUCCCCCCCUCCGCCCUAGUGUUUAGCUUAUAUGUUAUUACUAUUAAACGUAAACACUCCAAAAAGGAACUGCUCCUUUGGUGUUUUGUUUGGAGUACAGCUGUAUUGCAUAUGUAGGAAGAUAUCAGUACUGUUGGAAGGAUAGCUUUCUUGGGCCAUCGUCAUCAUUUUUAUAACUGGUAUUAGUGUGCCUAUGGAGCAACCCAUGAGCUAAAACAAGGUGGCAGAAACCAGUGAGGGAAAACUGGCAUUGCAGUGGCGUUUCUUGUUAUUGUCUGUAAUUUAUUCAGUGUUACCCCGGGGGGGAGGGCACAGUGGGGUUGACAGUUAUGAAGCUCGGAGGUCAUUGGGUGAGGGAGGUGGUAUUCUUUUGCCACUAGACUGAAUGCUAAUGGAUGUCUAUAUGGUGACUCCACACCCACCAAUUCCUGGCUUACUAAGUAAAUUUCAAUAUCUUCUGAGGGUCGGAGUAACGAUCCCCUGCACAGAAAGUCAUAUCCCUUUAAAUCUUUCCAAGCCAUAUAAAGACAUGUCAAAGAUGAGAGAUGGGUAGGUACUGGUUCCAGGGCAUCUCUUUAAGCCGCAGUAUUGGCAGAACUCUGGGAGCAGAGUAGACGUGUUUUGUUCCCUGAUAUAAAUGGGGAGAAUCCAAUUCAGUUUCUUUUCCAAGUGCCUAAAUUCUUUUAUACCUGAAGACAGAUUGUUUCCAAAGAUAUUUUAUUUGCACUCAGACUGUCUUUCUUCCUUGGUGGUCAAGGUGAGAAUUUUUAGGAAAAAUGAUAAUUCUCUUCUGUUUGUUACUGCAUCAUCUCAAGCUUGGCCAUAUUUCCAGCAUAGAGAUGGAGGAAUAAGGAAGAGAGAAUAGGGUAGAAAUGUUGUAAUGUUAGCAAACGCUUCCAUUUGCGGUUCAUCGUGGCAUCACAGACCUAAGGCUGGAAGGAAUCUUAGAGGCCAUUUAUACAGGCUCAUGCUAGUGCCCUUGAAUGUCUGAAAAGUAUUCAUCCUGGGGCAGCUAGGUGGUGCAGUGGAUAGAGCACUGGCCCUGGAGUCAGGACCUGAGUUCAAAUCUAGCCUCAGACACUUACUGUGUGACCCUGGGCAAGUCACUUAAAAAAAGGAAAAGUACUCAUCCUGCCAGGGUGUGUUUUGACGAGAAGAGGGGAUGAGGGUAGUUUCCUUACAUCUGAUUGAAUUUCUGGUUUCUGCAGAGGGAGGAAAGAAAGUUGGGGAGAAAGUGAUACCAAGGGGGAAAUGGAAAAAAAAACCCUACAGAAUAGUCAGGAAUAGUGAAUUUCACACUUUAAUAUGCAGCAGCAAGAAUUAUUUUAAGCCUCACCUAAGAGAAAAAUGUAGACUGAUGUGGAUGUAUACAAAUAAUGAUGGAGAGAAACCUAAAUGAAUGGGCACAGUUUACAAAUAGCGUUCGCAGAAUAUUGAUCUAGGGUCCUCCUUUAGGAAUAAGCAAACAAAUCUGAGUCAAAGUAUAAGCCUUAAAUCAAACCAUGCCUGAAAAGUGUGAUGUGGAGGCCUUUAUUUUUAAAAAAAUCAAGUCACAGAAACUUAAGAAUUGGGCAGGGGAGGGAAGAAGGUAAUGAGUGGCACGUGCCUAUAAUUCUUGCUACUGAGGGAGGCUGAGGCUGGUUGAGCAUUCGAGCUCAGGAGUUCUGAGCUGCAGCGGGCUCAGCCAAUCAGAGGGACAUGCUGUCAGGCACCAUGGUAACAGAGGGCGCGGGGGAUGAAGCCGCCUAAGGAGGGACAAAUUGUCCCAGGUCAGAAAUUAGAGUGGGCCAAAGCUCUGGGAAGGUCAGAAUAGGGCCUGGCAGUUACGGCAGACACCUCUCCCCCACCACCCGGUACUAAGGGCCAACCCCCUUUUCAUGUUAAAAAAAUAAAAAUGACUGAUUUAAUUUUGCUGAUCCAGAUUCCCUGAUUAGGAUGGGCCCCAAGAAAGUGUUGUCUUUAAGUGCUACCUUCUAUUGACAGGUGGGAUGCUGGUUUGGUUUCCUGUUUUAUUUUGUAUUUAGUUUUAACGUACUUGUUUAUGAGAUCCUAUAAUCAGGAUGCCUUUUUUUCUACAAUAAAGUUAUUUCUAUGCACCCCA